Molecule: messenger RNA, 1428 nt
Organism: Prunus armeniaca (apricot)
Lineage: Eukaryota; Viridiplantae; Streptophyta; Magnoliopsida; Rosales; Rosaceae
Source: the annotation of a GenBank genome assembly
AUGGCCAAUCUUUGGCCAAGCCUGGUUUUUGCCUUGGCUAUAUGCUUCAUAGCCACCAAUGUAGCAGCUAGUGAUGACAAGCCUUAUGCUUAUUCAUCUCCUCCACCACCAGAUUACUACAAGUCAUCCCCGCCAUGGUAUCACCACCAAAAAACUCCACCGUAUCACUACAAAUCACCACCACCACCUUCACCAUCACCUCCUCCUCCAUAUGUUUACAAGUCACCUCCACCUCCCUCUCCAUCACCACCCCCUCCUUACAUUUAUAAGUCCCCUCCUCCACCAUCUCCAUCACCUCCCCCUCCUUACGUCUACAAGUCACCGCCACCUCCUUCUCCAUCACCACCCCCUCCUUACAUUUAUAAAUCACCACCACCACCCUCACCAUCACCUCCACCACCAUACAUGUACAAGUCACCACCACCUCCAUCUCCUUCACCUCCUCCACCUUAUGUCUACAAGUCACCACCACCACCUUCACCAUCUCCGCCUCCUCCUUACUCACCACCACCACCUUCUCCAUCCCCACCUCCUCCUUACAUUUAUAAGUCACCACCACCACCUUCACCAUCUCCCCCUCCACCAUAUGUUUACAAGUCACCACCACCUCCAUCUCCAUCACCUCCCCCUCCUUAUAUUUACAAGUCACCACCUCCUCCUUCUCCAUCCCCACCUCCUCCUUACAUUUAUAAAUCACCACCACCACCCUCACCAUCACCUCCCCCUCCUUAUGUCUACAAGUCACCGCCACCACCUUCUCCAUCCCCACCUCCUCCUUACAUUUAUAAGUCACCACCACCACCUUCACCAUCUCCCCCUCCGCCAUAUGUUUACAAGUCACCACCACCUCCAUCUCCAUCACCUCCCCCUCCUUAUAUUUACAAGUCACCACCUCCUCCUUCUCCAUCCCCACCUCCUCCUUACAUUUAUAAAUCACCACCACCACCCUCACCAUCACCUCCCCCACCAUAUAUUUACAAGUCACCUCCUCCUCCUUCCCCAUCCCCACCCCCUCCUUACAUUUAUAAAUCACCACCACCUCCCUCACCGUCACCUCCUCCACCAUAUGUGUACAAGUCACCUCCUCCUCCAUCACCAUCACCUCCUCCACCUUACAUCUACAAGUCACCACCACCACCAUCUCCAUCACCUCCUCCUCCUCACCACCACCCCCAUCUCCAUCCCCCCCCACCUCCAUACAUUUACAAGUCACCACCACCCCCAUCUCCAUCACCACCUCCUCCAUAUGUUUACAAGUCACCACCACCACCAUCUCCAUCACCACCACCUCCAUAUGUUUACAAGUCGCCACCACCUCCAUCCCCAUCCCCACCUCCUCCUUAUGUCUACAAGUCACCGCCUCCACCAUCUCCUUCACCUCCCAAACCUUAUGAUUACGCGUCUCCUCCACCACCCACUCCUUACUAA